AGAAUUUUGAAACCUUAAAAAGUUAAAAUCUUAUAUAUCAUUCAAUGCGUUUUCAAAGUGGUAUUGUAUGCCUUGUCAUACAUAAAUAUGACCAAAGACUAUAGCGCUACGUAGUCAAACAAGUUUGUUUAUUUACAUCUAACAUGCCAAUUGGCUUGAGAUCUGUAAUAUUUGUCAACCUUAUCUCCAUUGUCAUCACCAAGGUGUCCUAGAUAAUCACGAAACUCUUUUUUCUUUUCUCUUAUAGAUAAGUGUUUUUCAAUUUAUAAGGAGCAGACAUUAGAAAACAAUACAUUUGACCACUCAAGAUGGAGCAAAUGAAGCCAUGCGCCGCAAACUCGCCGCCGUUGACGCCGAUAGGUUUCUUAGAGAGAGCCGCCACCGUUUACGGUGACUGUACCUCCAUCGUUUAUGGCAGCAACACCGUUUACACGUGGCGUGAAACAAACCUCCGUUGUCUCCGCGUGGCGUCUUCUCUGUCUUCAAUCGGAAUCGGCAGGUCUGACGUAGUCUCUGUUCUCUCUCCCAAUACUCCGGCUAUGUACGAGCUCCAGUUUGCUGUUCCCAUGUCCGGCGCAAUCCUCAACAACAUCAACACUCGCCUCGACGCACGCACCGUCUCUGUUCUUCUCCGUCACUGUGGAUCUAAGCUUCUCUUCGUCGACGUCUUCUCCGUUGAUCUUGCCGUUGAAGCGAUCUCGAUGAUGACGACUGAUCCGCCGAUUCUUGUCUUCAUCGCCGAUAAAGAAGAAGAAGGAGGAGAUGCUGACGUGGCGGAUCGUACCAAAUUCAGUUACACUUACGAUGAUCUGAUCCAUAGAGGUGAUCUGGAUUUUAAAUGGAUCCGACCCGAAAGCGAAUGGGAUCCGGUUGUGCUUAAUUACACUUCCGGUACGACUUCGGCUCCUAAAGGAGUCGUACACUGCCACAGAGGAAUUUUCGUAAUGUCAAUUGAUUCUUUAAUCGAUUGGACCGUACCGAAAAAUCCGGUUUACUUAUGGACUCUACCGAUAUUUCACGCUAACGGCUGGAGCUAUCCAUGGGGAAUCGCCGCCGUCGGAGGAACUAACGUCUGUUUGCGUAAAUUCGACGCGCCGUUAAUCUACCGUUUGAUCCGUGAUCACGGCGUCACACACAUGUGUGGAGCUCCGGUAGUGCUCAACAUGUUGUCGGCGACUAACGAAUUUCAGCCGUUAAAUCGUCCUGUCAACAUCUUAACCGCCGGUGCUCCGCCUCCAGCAGCCGUACUCCUCCGAGCAGAAUCAAUUGGAUUCGUGAUAAGUCACGGAUACGGGUUAACGGAAACCGCCGGAUUAAACGUGUCAUGCGCGUGGAAGCCACAGUGGAAUCGUUUACCGGCGAGCGAUCGAGCGAGGUUGAAAGCACGGCAAGGAGUGAGAACCGUCGGAUUUACUGAAAUCGACGUGGUGGAUCCUGAAUCAGGUAGGAGCGUUGAGAGAAACGGAGAAACCGUCGGAGAAAUAGUGAUGAGAGGAAGCUCGAUCAUGCUCGGUUACUUAAAAGAUCCGGUCGGAACAGAGAAAGCUUUAAAGAACGGGUGGUUUUACACCGGAGAUGUUGGUGUGAUUCAUUCCGAUGGUUAUCUAGAGAUUAAAGAUAGAUCGAAAGAUAUAAUUAUAACGGGAGGUGAAAAUGUGAGUAGUGUUGAGGUUGAAACGGUUUUGUAUACGAAUCCGGCGGUGAAUGAAGUGGCGGUGGUGGCGAGACCUGAUGUGUUUUGGGGAGAGACGCCGUGUGCGUUUGUUAGUUUGAAAAGUGGGUUGACUCAAAGACCGACGGAGGUGGAAAUGAUAGAGUAUUGUAGGAAGAAGAUGCCGAAAUAUAUGGUUCCUAAAACGGUGUCCUUUGUGGAUGAGCUGCCUAAAACUUCGACGGGGAAGGUUAUGAAGUUUGUACUUAGAGAGAUUGCGAAGAAGAUGGGUACGACGAGGUUGAGUCGGAUGUAAAAUUAGAACUUGCGAAUUUGAUAGAACAAAGGCUUAAAGUGUACUUUUGAUGUCUAAUAAACAAAUUAAAGUGUAUGAAAAUGACUUUCGUCAUGAGUUACGUUUUUUUCGUUGCCAUGUUGAGUUCCGCUCAAGAACUCGGCCAGAAAAAGCUGAAUGACCGUUUCCGUGGUUGAAGCCUAGUUUAUAUGGUGCACCCCAACAAUCAGCCUUAGCCAUAACUAACAAGUAUGAGAAUGUCUUAAGUCCAUUGUAGACCGUUUCAGUAUAGG
Molecule: messenger RNA, 2239 nt
Organism: Arabidopsis thaliana (thale cress)
Lineage: Eukaryota; Viridiplantae; Streptophyta; Magnoliopsida; Brassicales; Brassicaceae
Gene: AAE5
Product: acyl activating enzyme 5
Exons: 1
Coding region: 309-1967 (552 amino acids)
Cellular component (GO): peroxisome
Source: RefSeq, marked reviewed